AUGAAUUGUAAUAACUCCGCUUUUCUUGGUCCUUAUGGCUGUAAAUGUCUAAAGGUGGUGAAACGAAAUGAAUGGGGUGCGCAGCAACCGAAAGAGGUUGUUUCUAUCCCAUUGCCGGUUGAAAUGGUCUUCAUCCACCACACAGCGAUGUCCCCUUGUUAUAGUAUCCAAACUUGCAGUGAGGAAAUGAGAAAGAUUCAAGACCUGCACAUGAUUACGCGUGGAUGGUAUGAUAUCGGUUACAAUUAUCUGGUAGGCGAAGACGGGCGUGUCUACGAAGGUCGUGGCUGGAAUCGAGAAGGGGCCCAUACAAAAGGAUUCAACCGAGAUGCCGUAGCAAUAUCUGUAAUGGGUGAUUUCACGUCACGAGAGCCAAACGAAAAGGCGUUAAAAGCCGUCAAGGAUCUCAUUUCAUGCGCUAUUGAAAACAACAUAAUCACUGAAAAUUACCGAUUAUAUGGACAUAGGGAUGUGCGAGACACUGCUUGUCCGGGAAACAGUUUUUAUAAGUUGAUACAAACUUGGCCUCAUUAUGAUUUUCAUAAACCAACCAAAGAGCCAAUUAUUGGUUAA
Acanthosepion pharaonis is the source of this 573-nucleotide messenger RNA. The record is from the annotation of a GenBank genome assembly. NCBI's taxonomy places the organism in Eukaryota, Metazoa, Mollusca, Cephalopoda, Sepiida, Sepiidae.